This is a messenger RNA of Equus quagga, 3610 nucleotides long. It is a transcript of the gene PTPRN, whose product is annotated as protein tyrosine phosphatase receptor type N. Gene Ontology annotation, molecular function: protein tyrosine phosphatase activity. The coding region runs from base 59 to 3001 and encodes 980 amino acids. NCBI's taxonomy places the organism in Eukaryota, Metazoa, Chordata, Mammalia, Perissodactyla, Equidae. The record is from RefSeq and is a predicted model, not a curated record. Gene Ontology annotation, cellular component: secretory granule. Gene Ontology annotation, biological process: protein dephosphorylation. The transcript is spliced from 23 exons.
GCUCCGGACAGCGUCGCUGCAGCUCUGGCAGCGGAGCCCGCGCGCGGAGCCCGGAAGGAUGCGGCGCCCGCGGCGGCCUGGGGGUCCCGGGGGAUCCGGGGGUCUCCGGGUGCUCCUCUGCCUCCUGCUGCUGAGCAGCCGCCCGGGAGGCUGCAGCGCCAUUAGUGCCCACGGCUGUUUGUUUGAUCGCAGACUCUGCUCUCACCUGGAAGUCUGCAUUCAGGAUGGCUUGUUUGGACAGUGCCAGGUGGGAGUGGGGCAGGCCCGGCCCCUUUUGCAAGUCACCUCCCCAGUUCUUCAACGCUUACAAGGUGUGCUUCGACAGCUCAUGUCCCAAGGAUUGUCCUGGCACGAUGACCUCACCCAGUAUGUGAUCUCCCAGGAGAUGGAACGCAUCCCCAGGCUUCGCCCCACGGAGCCCCGUCCAAGGGACAGAUCUGGCUUGGUGCCCAGGAGACCGGGUCCCACUGGGGAGCUGCUUUUACAAGGCAUCCCCACUGGCUCCGCCCCUGUUGCCCAGCACCGGCUUCCUCGACCUCCAGUGGGCGGGGGUGGAGCUGGGGCGGGCUCCCCCCUGUCCCCUCUGCAGGCUGAGCUGUUGCCCCCUCUCUUGGAGCAUCUGCUGCUGCCCCCGCAGCCCCCUCACCCUGCCCUGAGUUAUGAACCUGCCCUGCUGCAGCCCUACCUGUUCCAUCAGUUUGGCUCCCGUGAUGGCUCCCGGGGUUCCGAGAGUUCCCCAGGGAUGGUCAGUGUCGGCCCCCUGCCCAAGGCCGAACCCCCUGCCCUUUUCAGCAGAACUGCCUCCAAGGGCAUGUUUGGGGCUCACCCUGGCCACUCCUAUGGGGACCCUCCAGGGCCUUCACCUGCUCAGCUUUUCCAGGAGUCAGGGCUGCUCUACCUGGCCCAGGAGUCGCCAGUGCCCAGCAGGGCCAGGGCACCAAGGCUGCCAGAGCAAGGGGGCAGCAGCCGGGCAGAGGACUCCUCAGAGGGCUAUGAGGAGGACGGACUGGAGGGUCACGGGGAGAGGCCUCCUUCCCCAGCAGAGCAGCCAGCAGAUGUGACUCUGCAGAGGCUGGCAGCUGUGCUGGCAGGCUAUGGGGUGGAGCUGCGUCAGCUGACCCCUGAGCAGCUCUCCACCCUCUCGACUCUGCUGCAGCUCCUGCCCAAGGGCUCAGGACGAAAUCUGGGAGGGCUUCUAAACGUUGGAGCUGACAUCAAGAAAACAAUGGAGGAGCAGGUGCAGGGUGGAGACACGGCGGAGCCUCCGCCCCCCACGCCCUCCCUGCCUGGAUACCCCACUGCCAGCCCCGCCUCCGAUAAAGCCCAGCAGGUGCCUACCUCUGGAUCCUCUGAGCCCCUCAAAGCUGCUGUCCCCCCUGCCACACCUGUCCUGCUGGAGAAGAAAAGUCCACUGGGCCACAGCCAGCCCACGGUGGCAGGGCAGCCCUCAGCUCGGCCGUCAGCGGAGGAGUAUGGCUACAUUGUCACAGACCAGAAGCCCCUGAGUCUGGCUGCAGGAGUGAAGCUGCUGGAGAUCCUGGCUGAGCAUGUGCACGUGUCCUCAGGCAGCUUCAUCAACAUCAGUGUGGUGGGACCAGCCCUCACCUUCCGCAUCCGGCACAAUGAUCAGAACCUGUCUUUGGCUGAUGUGGCCCAGCAAGCUGGGCUGAUGAAGUCUGAACUAGAAGCACAGACAGGACUCCAGAUCUUGCAGACAGGAGUGGGACAGAGGGAGGAGGCAGCUGCAGCCCUUCCCCGAGCGGCCCACAGCACCUCUCCCAUGCGCUCUGUGCUGCUCACUCUGGUGGCCCUGGCGGGUGUGGCUGGGCUGCUAGUGGCUCUGGCAGUGGCUCUGUGUGUGCGGCAGCAGGCAAGGCAGCGGGACAAAGAGCGCCUGGCAGCCCUGGGACCUGAGGGGGCCCACGGAGACACUACCUUUGAGUACCAGGACCUGUGCCGCCAGCACAUGGCCACAAAGUCCCUGUUCACCCGGGCAGAGGGUCCGCCUGAGCCUUCUCGGGUGAGCAGCGUGUCCUCCCAGUUCAGCGAUGCGGCCCAGGCCAGCCCCAGCUCCCACAGCAGCACGCCGUCCUGGUGCGAGGAGCCCGCCCAGGCCAACAUGGACAUCUCCACGGGACACAUGAUUCUGGCGUACAUGGAGGACCACCUGCGGAACCGGGACCGACUGGCCAAGGAGUGGCAGGCCCUGUGUGCCUACCAGGCAGAGCCCAACACCUGUGCCACCGCCCAGGGGGAGGGCAACAUCAAAAAGAACCGCCACCCCAACUUCCUGCCCUAUGACCACGCUCGCAUCAAGCUGAAGGUGGAGAGCAGCCCUUCUCGGAGCGAUUACAUCAACGCCAGCCCCAUUAUUGAGCACGACCCUCGGAUGCCAGCCUACAUAGCCACGCAGGGCCCGCUGUCCCAUACCAUCGCAGACUUCUGGCAGAUGGUGUGGGAGAGUGGCUGCACCGUUAUCGUCAUGCUGACCCCACUGGUGGAGGAUGGCGUCAAGCAGUGUGACCGCUACUGGCCAGAUGAGGGCUCCUCCCUGUACCACGUAUAUGAGGUGAACCUGGUGUCGGAGCACAUCUGGUGCGAGGACUUCCUGGUGCGGAGCUUCUACCUGAAGAACGUGCAGACCCAGGAGACGCGCACGCUCACGCAGUUCCACUUCCUCAGCUGGCCGGCAGAGGGCACUCCGGCCUCCACGCGGCCGCUGCUCGACUUCCGCAGGAAGGUGAACAAGUGUUACCGGGGCCGUUCCUGCCCCAUCAUUGUGCACUGCAGUGACGGGGCAGGAAGAACUGGCACCUACAUCCUCAUUGACAUGGUACUGAACCGCAUGGCAAAAGGAGUGAAGGAGAUUGACAUCGCUGCCACCCUGGAGCAUGUCCGUGACCAGCGGCCUGGCCUCGUCCGCUCUAAGGACCAGUUUGAAUUUGCCCUGACAGCUGUCGCGGAGGAGGUGAACGCCAUCCUCAAGGCCCUGCCCCAGUGAGAGGCCUGGGGCCCCUCUGUGGCCGUCCCAGCCUCUGCUCCCUCUUUGCCUGUGUGAGCAUCUGUCUGUGUACCCACUCCUCACUCCCCCACCCGCCACCGUGGCCCUUCUUGGGCAUGUCCAGCCCUUCCGAGAGGAGUGUGUAAGGAAGGGGAAGUGGGAAGGGGCAGACCUGCCCAGCCUCUCGCAUGCCGGGGCCAGACAUCCCACGGGGGAGCUGGCAGCUGGCCAGGAGGAGAGGAAAGUUACUGGCAGCAAUUCCACCCAGAGCCUUCUCCCGCCUGAGUUCCCUGGCCCCCAUCUCCCGCCGUUCUGGAUGCUCCCAAUAUGUCCGUGUGAUGCCCCCAUCCUCCAGUGUGGACAGAACAGGGUGGAGGGGCCGCCACACCCAGCUCUUGCUGCUUUCUGGGCCCCCGCUGCCCACUGUCCUGCCUCCGUGACCCACACUCUGGUCCCUGCCGUUCCUGCCCCCUGGCAGGCCUCCUCCCCCUGCCUCCCACCUCGUGCCACUCAACUCUCUCCCUCUGGCGCAAGAGAACAUUUCUAGAAAAAUCUACUUUUGUAUCAAUGUGAAUAAAGUAAGUGUGUCGUGUGUGCAGCUGCAACGCA